Oryzias latipes (Japanese medaka) is the source of this 3020-nucleotide messenger RNA. Its product is annotated as F-box only protein 30. Gene Ontology annotation, molecular function: ubiquitin protein ligase activity; protein binding; zinc ion binding. Lineage: Eukaryota; Metazoa; Chordata; Actinopteri; Beloniformes; Adrianichthyidae. The record is from RefSeq and is a predicted model, not a curated record.
UAAAAAAGGGAUGUAUUUAACCAGCUAGCCAUUAGUGCCAGUUUUUCUACUGAAGUAACUGGAGUUUAAAGCUAGUUUUCCCGCUGUUUUGUACAAUUCAAAUGUAAAAUAUCUUGUCUGGCGUUUUUCUGGCAACUUAACAGCAGAGAGAAGUGGUGCCUAUCUGAGCUGUGAUCUGUCAAAAAGGCACCAGUCAAGGUCACACCUGGCUCGGCCCUGAAGAUGGGAGAUCAUGUCCACUGCAUGUCCUGCAUGAACCAGAGAUGUAUGGUCAGACCUGAACCUGGAAUCUCUUGUGACCUUAUGACCUGCCCGCAGGUGUGUGGCGCUGUGUUUCACGCCUGUAAAGUAGUUGAGCACAAACAUCUGUGUCCGUUGAUGAAGGUCCCAUGCCUUAACAGGGGCUAUGGCUGCCCAGCCACCCUGACUCGCAACCAGAUGUACGCACAUUUGGAAGUGUGCCCAGCCGGAGUUGUGUGUUGUACAAUGGAGUGGAACCGAUGGCCCGUUAGCUGCUUGGACUACACUUCUUAUGAGAGCCUGAGCCGUGGGGUGGAAGAUGUGGAGCAGCUGGACAUGAUGCUUGCCCUGCAGGAUCAGCAAACCCUUCUCGAGUCUCUGAAGGUGAUUGCCAUGGCCCCCUCUGACCAAGGAGAGCCGCAGGUCUCCCUCAAUAAGGACAACACAGCCAAACAAUCGGACUUGCAAGCGUCAGCUCUUGAGGCCUCUUUUCCUGGGCCACCUUCACAUGAGUCAGUACCACCUCCAGCUCGCACUGCAAAAGAGAAAAUCGCCAGCGGAAUUAACGGUUUAAGCGAGGAUCACCUCAGUAAACUCUAUGAGGCAACAAUUGAGACGGCGAGAAGUUUAGCUGCAGCUUUGGACUUUGUCAGCAAUGCCAGCUGUGGUGAAAGAAGCCCAGAGGGGGUAAACAAAGAAGGUGCUGUGUUGAAGAGUGGACCGAGUAGCAGUGCAGACCUUCAGAACCAAAUGAGCGACACAGUGUUAAAAACAGUCCGGGAUUUGCACGAAAAAGACAUUAAACUACAAAGUUUUUGCUCAAGCUGUUUGAGUGAAAAUGGUGCUCUACCAGGGACGGAUGUCGUCAAUCAAAGCACUGCCAAUGGACCGUUGUUGGGGGCAACAGAAGCUUGUCCUGACGAAGUACAAAGUAGGGAUGCUGGUGACCCUCAGGGGCUUGAAGAGCCUCAGUUGAUGCCUCCUCUUCAUGUAAGUCAGGGUGCAUCACAGAGGGCUGGUCAUGCGAUCCAGGAGGGGAGGGGGGCUGGUUUUUUAGAAAGUGUUGGGUCUGAGAGGACCCUCCAUAGCAAGCAGCAUUUUAGGGGCCAUGGUCAGUUUCUAUUACCCAAUGGAAGGAUGGUUUUCACUCAGGACAGAUCACUUUAUAGAUCACGAGCCACAAUGGAAGACAAAGGAGUGGAUACCUCAGAUCUGGAGCAGGAUGAAGACCCCAUGGGUCUGGGGGAGAUUGAUCUGAUCACAGCAGCUCUGCUCUUCUGUUUGGAAGAAUCCAGAGAGUGCCGAAGAAUCUCAGACACGGUCUAUGUUGAUGGUUACCGAGUUGACUUCGGCACACAGACUUUUACUUUUCCGGCGGCGAUCUUGGUGACCAAUACCAGAGUUGGAGACAUGGCGUCUGCGUCCGCCUGCGACCACGCCGCCCCACAGAUCACCUACCCCAGCCCCUUCCGCACUCUCCGCCUCGGCCUGGUCCUGGAGGCUCUGAAGGUUGAGGCUGUCCCACAUAACCAUUACCUCCCCUCCAACCCGCGCUACCAGCAGAUGUUUCCCUUUGUCUGUGGUCAGUCCUUCCGCAGGGACCAGUUUUCCUCCCAUUUCAGGAAUGUCCACGGUGACAUCCAUGCGGGCCUCAACGGCUGGAUGGAGCAUCGCUGCCCACUGGCGUACUACGGCUGCACCUUUUCACAGCGGAGGUUUUACCCCUCCCGCCAGGGUGCCAAGGUGGUUCACGACCGCCAGCUGAAGGCCUUUGGGGUCCAACCUCACGUGAACAUUCAACUUUCCAGUGACUUGCAGACAGACCAGUUGAGCAGGUUGCCUAUUGAGAUACUUUGGCACAUAGCCGGGUUCCUGGACAGUUUCAGUUUGUGUCAGCUGUCACUGGUGUCCCGGACGAUGAGGGAGGUGUGUGCCAGCCUCCUCCAAAGCAGGGGCAUAGUGGAGCUGCAGUGGGAGCAAAGGCAAUGUCCUGGGGGCCACGGCACAGUCUCAUGGCAAAUAAAACACAAGGUGUGGAGAUUCAGCACCGCCUUCAGCCCUGUGUCAUCAUGGGGUUUCACGGAUCUCCCCAGCAUGUCCAUUCAUCUUAAGAAGUGCCACUUCAACCUAGUUGAACAGAAGACCGAGCCUGUCCCCCUCCCUGCCAUGUGCCCCGCCCGCGAUGGACACUCGCUGCGUCGAGUCCUGCGCCACGUCAACACCUGACCUCUCUCCACCGCAUGAGACUCACUGCGGAUGGACGAUGCAAUUCAAUCUUUUGUUUUAGAAAAAUAAAUCCAGACCUUUACACUCGAUCACGAUGAAGCCUUAUUGAAAUGACGCUAAACUUGCCAGGACGGUUGUGAAUGUUUGCAGUUUGUUAAAAAAAAUGUGCUCAGUGUUUGUGCUGAAAAUGCACCUUCUGGUGAGAUCAAAUAUAUCUUGUUGAAUAUGCACUAUAGAUUUAUAUAUCCAUGUAUUUUAAACGUCAUCACGGUUUUCACUUUGCAGUCGUAUCCAUGGGAACAAGCAGCUCAUUGGUAAAGCAGCAAUGUUUAUUUGUACCUGAAGUUAUACCAGCACUUUAAAAGAAAUUGCUCAUCUAUCAGUUGAUAAGUGAACCUGAUCUUCAGUGUUCGAUUCCUGUAAGGGGCUCACUCCAUUGUGAAGCUGUUGCCUAGUUUUUUUUUUCCCCCCUUUCUUUUUUAUUUAGAACAGUCACUGUUUGUUCAAUGAUUCAUAUGAUUUUCUACCCAUUAAUAAAGUCUGUACUAACUUUG